CUUUGAUGAUAAAUGGUUACACUCGUAUUGUAUUACACGUGUAGAGAGGAAGACAUGACAUUUUACUCUGAUCCAAAUUUUAUAUCAGAGCUAUCUUUAACUUGUCAUCAAGCAUAUAAAUCAUUAUCGAAAAAAUCUGAUAAACCCAUAGGAAUUCAGCAUAAAUUUGAGUGGACUGUACUUUCUGGCAUAAUUGCUUGUCAUAUCACAGAUACUGGAAAAUAUAGUUUAACAUGUAUUUCACUAGGAAGUGGAUUAAAAUGUCUUCCACAAAGUAAACUUAGUAAAUCAGGAGAUUUGAUUCAUGAUAGUCAUGCUGAAGUUUUGGCUAGGCGAGGAUUCGUGAAAUUUAUUAUGAAUGAACUGGAAUUGGCUUUAACAUCCGAAUCAAGAUAUUUUCGGAUUAAUGAACAUUUUAACUCUGAAACGGAGAUCCGGGAUCAAAUUGAGAAUAAACCAUUUUUAUUAAAGGAUAAUAGAUUGAGUUUUCAUAUGUAUAUCAGUCAAGCUCCUUGUGGUGAUGCGUCAACAACAAGUUUAGCUUCAAUUCAACCAGCCGAGCUACAUGUAAAUUCUUAUGAUCAUCUUUCAAGCCAAGACUCUCAAAGUGAAGAUCGUGAAGAUGGCAGAAAUCUGAAUACAUAUGAUAAAGUUUAUGUUGCAAAAGAAAAGGAAGGGUUUAGAAGAGGGAGAUUAGAUUAUAAUUCUUUGGGAGUCUUAAGAACAAAACCAGGAAGAGUUGAUUCAGAACCAACGUUGUCGAUGUCAUGCAGUGAUAAAAUAGCGCUAUGGAACGUCGUUGGUUUACAAUCUGCUUUAUUAUCUGAAUUUAUCUCUCCGAUCUAUCUAUCUUCUAUCAUCGUGGGUGAUAUGUUUUCACAAGAUUCUUUGAUCCGUGCUUUAUAUGGACGUAUCGGGAAUUUGAAUGAUCUUCCACAUGAAUAUUCUUUAUGUAAACCUGUCAUUGUUAAUACAAACAAACAAUUUGAAAGAUCAAAAUUUUAUUUGUCAUCGUACUUUCCCAACGAGAAUUUGAUCCCAUCAAGUACAGCUGUAGUAUGGUUUAAAGGAGCAAAUUCUCCAGAAAUUCUUGUAGCCGGAAGGAAACAAGGCACGGUUAAAUCGAAGAAAACUGGAGAAUAUUCAUAUAAAACUCGAUGUUCGGUUACAAAAGUUUGCUUAUUUCAGAAAGUUGAUUCAUUAUUAAAACGAAUGCCUUCAAAUUUGGUGCCUUUUAAUUUAAGAAAUUUUGUCGAGCCACAAAAUAACAAGACUUAUAGAACUUAUAAGUUAGCAAGUAAAGAUUAUCAAACUGCUAAAAGAAUGCUUUUAGAACAAAAAUUUAAUCAAUGGAUUAAAUGCCCUAGCCAAAUGUACGAAUGUUUUAAUUUAAGAGAGUAAAGUAUAAUUACAGAUAGAUUAUUCAUUGCCAGGUGAAGAUGGAAAAAAAUCAGAUGUGUGAUAAAUAUUAAGAGGUUUCAUUGGCGGAAGCCUCAGAUCUUCAGAGUCGAUCGAUUUGGCCGUAUUC
This is a messenger RNA of Rhizophagus irregularis DAOM 181602=DAOM 197198, 1528 nucleotides long. RefSeq lists its product as uncharacterized. The record is from RefSeq and is a predicted model, not a curated record. Lineage: Eukaryota; Fungi; Glomeromycota; Glomeromycetes; Glomerales; Glomeraceae. Gene Ontology annotation, biological process: tRNA processing. Gene Ontology annotation, molecular function: RNA binding; tRNA-specific adenosine deaminase activity.